Spinacia oleracea (spinach) is the source of this 5704-nucleotide messenger RNA. Its product is annotated as 187-kDa microtubule-associated protein AIR9. Gene Ontology annotation, cellular component: plasmodesma; plasma membrane. Lineage: Eukaryota; Viridiplantae; Streptophyta; Magnoliopsida; Caryophyllales; Amaranthaceae. The transcript has 38 exons. The record is from RefSeq and is a predicted model, not a curated record. The coding region runs from base 283 to 5445 and encodes 1720 amino acids. Gene Ontology annotation, molecular function: protein binding.
AUUUCAAACUUUUCAAAACACCGCAGUCCCACUCCCACCCUUUUUUUUAAUAUAAUUUCCGCCAAAUUCAUUUUAAUUAAUCAACCAAUAAUUUCAUCUUUCUUAGCGUCACUCUACUUUACUCGACUCACUACAAUCCACUCUCUCUUACUCGCUCAUCGAUCUGCUUUUCGACACCAUUUUCAUGGCAUCCUAGGAAUUCCAGCAUUUCCAGAUCUAUUUCUUCUAUUUUUCAUGUUUUAAUUGCUCGACGCGUUCUUGGAGGUUGUGUUCUGGGUCAAAAUGGAAGAACCUGCUGUGCAAUCUGAGCUUCUUAUGUCUGAAAUGCCAGAGGAAUUGUGCAAUGGUUCUGCUGGUGGCGGUGAAAAGGUCAUGGCAGCAACGAGAGUAGCUGUUGGGUCUACUAAUAGGAGAGCAGAAUCAAGGAAUGGUUUAACUUCGAAAACAGCUGUGGCUAAAUCAGGAGUAAGCAGGAGUCCGCAGAGUCCAAAUGUGGUACCUGUAAGUGCAAGAAGGAUUAGCACUGGUGGGUUGGGUGAAAAACAGUCAAUUACUGUGAAAAAACAGCAGACUGGUCCUGGUUUGGCGGAGAAAAAACCCGCUGGUCCUUCAGUUUCACAGCCGUUAAGGCGAUCAAUGCCAGAUUUGAGGACGUCCAAGCUUUCUGAUGGUGGUAGAAAUUUAAGCACUGUGGGUGUCAGAGACAUGAAAAGGUUAGGGACAGUUUCACCUGGGGCUGGAACUUUGAAGACGCCUACAAGCACGAGUUCAAAUAAGAAUGAUUCUGCUAACAAGGUGGCAUUUGUACGAGCUACAGGUUCCUCAACAAAGAAGGUUAAUUCUUCUUCACCAGUAGAUAGUACAGCAAGCAACAUUACCAAAAAGUUAGUAUCAAAGAGCUCCACGCCUUCAGUUCAAUCCCCUUUGAUUUCAAGUGGAUUGAAGAAAAGCAACAAGCUUUCUUCGCCUGUAGCUCGGUCUCCAUCUGUAAGUAGUGGUAUCAGAAAGGGUACUGUGUCAGCAUCACGGGACCAGAGUUCAAGUUUAUCUGGUCGGAAGUCGGCAGCAACCCCUGAAGGCCAGGAUUCUCGCUUCAUAGUUCUGCCACAAGUGGAGACCAAAGCUGGGGAUGAUGUGAGGCUAGAUUUGAGAGGUCAGAAAAUCCGUAAUCUGAACGCUAGCGGGGUGAAUUUGUCUCACAAUUUAGAGUUUGUUUAUCUCCGGGACAAUCGAUUAUCUUCACUAGAAGGCGCUGAAGUACUGAAGAGAGUUAAGGUUCUUGAUUUGAGUUUUAAUGAUUUCAAAGGGCCAUGUUUCGAACCACUUGGUAAUUGCCAAGUCCUACAGCAACUUUAUCUUGCUGGGAAUCAGAUUACAUCACUUUCAAGCCUUCCUGAGCUUCCUAAUUUGGAGUUUCUUUCUGUUGCUCAAAAUAAGUUGAAGUCUCUCUCUAUGGCGAGUCAACCACGGCUGCAGGUGUUGGCUGCAAGCAAAAACAAAAUCUCAUCUCUAAAGGGUUUCCCAUAUUUACCAGUUCUUGAGCAUUUAAGAGUUGAGGAGAACCCGAUUGUAAAGAUUCCUCAUUUAGAAGCAGCAUCAAUUUUGCUUGUAGGUCGUACGUUAAAGAAGUUCAAUGACAGAGACCUGUCUAAGGAAGAAGUCACUAUUGCUAAGCAAUACCCUGCUCAUACUGCCCUCUGCAUUAGGGAUGGUUGGGAGUUCUCCUCCCCUGAGCGUGCUGCAGACUCCACUUUUGACUUCCUCAAUGAACAAUGGAAGGAUCAGCUGCCCCUAGGAUUUCAUCUCAAGGCAGCAUCGAUUGAUCCGCCGUUUGAGGAAGAUGCUUGCCGUUGCCACUUUAUUUUUCUUCAAAACCAUGGGAAUGACUUGAACUUGGUUUUGAAGUAUCAAUGGUAUUGCGGAGAGGGGAUUCUUUCCCCUUUCAAGGCAAUUCCUGAUGCCAUUUCUGAGGUUUAUUGGCCAAAGCGUGGUGAAGUUGAGAAGUAUUUGAAAGUUGAAUGCAUUCCUGUAUUUGCGGAGACAGAAUAUCCACCAAUUUUCGCAAUUUCCUCACAAAUCUCUCCUGGAACUGGAUGUCCAAAGGUCGUGAGCGUUGACGUGCGGGGUGACCUUGUGGAGGGAAAUAUCAUUAGGGGCUGUGCUGAGGUUGCAUGGUGCUGUGGGACUCCAGGAAAAGGUGUUUCCAGUUGGUUAAGGAGAAAAUGGAACAGCACCCCUGUGGUGAUUCCUGGUGCUGAAGAAGAUGAAUAUCAGUUGACUAUAGAUGAUGUUGAUUCAAGUUUAGUAUUUAUGUACACACCGGUAUCAACUGAAGGUACCAAAGGAGAACCUCAGUAUGCAAUCACUGAUUACGUAAAAGCAGCUCCUCCGUCGGUCUCCAAUCUACGAAUAAUUGGAGAUUAUGUUGAAGGUAACACUAUCAAGGGAGUUGGAGAUUACUUUGGAGGACGAGAAGGUCCUAGCAAGUAUGAAUGGCUGCGUGUGGAUAAGGAUACAAGAGUAUCUGAAUUGGUCUUAAGUGGAGCUGCUGAAUAUACCUUGACUCGGGAAGAUGUUGGUAGCCGUGUGGUUUUUACAUAUAUACCUAUCAAUUUUGAGGGUAAAGAGGGUGAAUCUGCAUCUGCGUUUUCUGAUAUAGUUAGACAAGCACCUCCAAAGGUUACAAAUACAAGAAUAAUUGGUGAACUAAGAGAGGGAAGUAAGAUUGCGGUAAGUGGUACAGUCACUGGAGGAACAGAAGGGGCAAGCAGAGUUCAGUGGUUUAAAACAAGUUCUUUUACUUUAUCUGGGGAGGACGGCCUAGAAGUUUUAAGCAUGUCCAAAAUUGCAAAGGCAUUUCGUAUACCGUUGGGAGCCGUUGACCACUAUAUUGUUGCAAAAUUUACUCCAAUGACACCUGAUGGUGAAGCCGGUGAACCAGCUUACGUAAUAUCCGAGAAGACUGUUGAGACUCUUCCUCCAAGCCUGAAUUUCUUGUCAGUCACUGGUGAUUAUGCGGAAGGUGAAUUGUUGACAGCAUCCUAUGGUUAUAUAGGCGGUCAUGAAGGCAGAAGUAUUUACAACUGGUAUCUUCACAAGGAUGAAACUGCAUUAGGCACUUUAAUAAAUAAGGCUUCGGGGCAUCUUCAGUACCGAAUUCCCAAGGAAGCUAUCGGUAAAUUUAUCUCCUUCAGAUGCACACCUGUUCGAGAUGAUGGUAUGAUUGGCGAAGCAAACAUUUGCAUGGGACAAGAGCGUGUUCGUGCUGGAAGCCCAAGGUUGAUUUCAUUGCAAAUAACUGGCCAGUCUGUUGAAGGAUCAGCAUUGGUGGCUGAGAAAUUAUAUUGGGGUGGUGAAGAGGGAGAGUCAGUGUUUUGCUGGUUUCGGACUGAUUCGGGUGGGCAACAAGUUGAAAUCAACGGUGCUGUCUCAGCAUCAUAUACACUUUCGGUUGAAGAUAUUGGAUGUUUGAUAUCAGUAUCCUGUGAACCCAUUAGAAGUGAUUGGGCACGUGGUCCAGUAGUACUUUCUGAACAAUUUGGUCCCAUAGUACCUGGUCUUCCAUCCUGUGAGGCACUGAAGUUCUUUGGAUCAAUGAUGGAAGGGGAACGAUUGACCUUCAUUGCAUCAUAUAGUGGAGGGGUGAAAGGCAACUGUUGCAGUGAGUGGUUUAGAGUACAAAACAAUGGACAUAAGGAGAAACUAUGUGCUAAUGAUUUUCUGGAUCUAGCUCUAGAUGAUGUGGGGAGCCGCAUUGAAAUUAUUUUUGCACCUGUUCGGAGUGACGGAGCGAGAGGAAUUCCUCGGAGUAUUAUAUCUGAUAUUAUCUUGCCUGCUGAUCCUGUGGGUUUGGAGCUUACAAUUCCUUGUUGCUGUGAGGCUGAGGAGGUGCUUCCGCACAAGAGAUAUUUUGGUGGACAUGAAGGUCUUGGCGAAUGUAUUUGGUAUAGAACAAAGAAUAAGCUUCAUGGAUCUGAAUUGAGUUGCAUUUCUGAUGCAUAUGAUAAUAUUGUUAUCUGUGGUAGAGAUGGAACAUACACACCAUUUCUUGAUGACGUGGGGGCAUAUUUGGUGUUACAUUGGGUUCCAAUUCGCGAAGAUGGGAAAUCUGGGAAGGCAUUGGUUUCAAUUUGUAAUGACCCAGUUUCCCCAGCUCAACCAGUUGUCAGAAAUAUUUGUGUGAGAGCCUUGAAUUUGAGCACUUAUUCUGGUGAAGGAGAGUAUUUUGGGGGAUACGAAGGAUCAAGUUUGUUUAGUUGGUAUAGAGAAACGGCUGAGGGCACUAUUACUUUGAUAAAUGGGGCUGAUUCUCAAACUUAUGAAGUCACUGAAUCAGAUUACAAUUGCCGUUUGUUAUUUGGUUAUACACCAGUUCGUUCAGAUUCAGUUGUUGGAGAACUCAGGCUUUCUGAUCCGACAGACAUUAUUCUUCCUGAACUGUUAAAAAUUGAGAUGCUUGCUCUCACUGGAAAAGCAAUGGAAGGAGAGGUACUCACUGCUGUUGAAGUUAUUCCAAAUAGCGAGAGCCAACAAAUUGUUUGGUGCAAGUACAAGCAAGAUGUGAAAUAUCAAUGGUAUUAUUCUUCAGAUUCUGGGGAUGCCAGAUCCUGGGAAUUAUUUUCUUCAGAAAGUUCCUGUUCUUACAGAUUGCGCUUUGAAGAUAUCGAUCGCUGCCUGAGAUGUGAGUGCAUUGUUACUGAUAUCUUUGGAAGAUCAAGUGAGGCCGUAUGUACUGAAAGUACUCCUAUAUUGGCAGGAAUACCUAGAAUUGAUAAACUGGAGAUUGAGGGAAGAGGAUUUCACACUAAUUUGUAUGCUGUUCGAGGAGUUUAUAGUGGAGGAAAAGAAGGAAAAAGUAGAAUACAGUGGCUUAGAUCUAUGGUCGGCAGUCCUGAUCUCAUCUCUAUUCCAGGGGAAGUGGGAAGAAUGUAUGAAGCUAAUGUUGAUGAUGUGGGAUAUCGGCUAGUUGCAGUAUACACCCCAGUGAGAGAAGAUGGAGUUGAGGGAUACCCGAUCUCGGCCUCAACAGAACCAAUAGCAGUCGAGCCUGAUGUUCUCGAAGAAGUGAAGAAAAAACUUGACCUUGGAUCUGUGAAGUUCGAGGUAAUAUGCAACAAGGCUCCAUCCUCCAAAAAGAUUUUGGAUACUGGGGGUCUUGAGAGGAGAAUUCUUGAAAUUAACAGAAAGAGAGCCAAGGUUGUGAAGCCUGGUUCUAAAACCUCUUUCCCGACUACAGAAAUGCGCGGCAGUUAUGCUCCCCCAUUCCAUGUGGAGGUUUUUCGCAAUGACCAACAUCGGCUGAGGGUUGUGGUUGACAGCAAAAACGAAGUAGAUAUUAUGGUGCAUACACGCCACUUGAGGGAUGUAAUUGUGCUUGUUCUUCGAGGUUUGGCUCAAAAGUUCAACAGCACAUCCCUAAAUUCUUUGCUGAAAAUAGAAACAUAGGAAUUUGUUCAGAGUGAAUAUGUGCAAAAGGUCAUUUCUGUCAUGUCCAGUGAGGUUUGUUUCAUAUCUGGUUUAUUUUCCUUAUUUGUAUGGAAGUUGUCAUUGUAGGCAAUGGCAGAUCGUGUAUCUAUAAGUUUGGGUGUCACAUGUAAGUUUGUUAUUUGUACAAGACAAAGAAAUUAGAAUUUAGAAGACCUUGAAUCGUAUUGUCAUUUCUGAAAAGAAUCUAUCUUCUUCAUCAUGCAAUAUUUUCUUGGAA